CUGGCGCGGUGGAACGUCCUGACAGUUGACUUCUACCGGAGAAUGGCGGCUCCCGCCUGCACUACGUUCACUAACACUACCAACCCGCAUAAACAACACCGGAGGAAAAGUAGAGAUUCUCGGAGGAGACAGGCAGCUCUUUUAUUCCUUAGUAACAUUUCUCUAGACGGACAGCCGGUUCAACCGUUAGACCAUGGAAACCGAGACCCCCAUCAUCGACACGGCGAGUUCCCGGGAGAUGAUAUCGGAACGACAGUGGCCGGGAUGUCAACGGCAUCUAGUAGUAGCUAUGGGAACUUCGGUAACCUACCGACGUCUGUGAGCUGUGGGGCAGUUGGGAACGUUAGCCCCGUACCGAGACUCGGGGUGAUCACUGUCCCGCCCAUCCUCGUUCUGCCUUCGGACUCGUUCAAUGAUGGGACCACGGAGUUAUUUCUGGAGAGGCGAGGAGGGUCGUUUUCAUCGCAGGGAAACCUCCUCUCUCCGUCGGGUCUCCAUCCUACUCCCCUCCGACCGCGGAAAUCGUCCACAGUGCUGUCGGUCCAGAGUUCUUGUUCGGCGAUUUCUGAAUCUGGAAGGUGUCGGACUCGUAACCUGUCGGGCUCUCCCAGACCUCGCCCUGCGAAGAAGGUCCACUUCAUCAAGAACAUGAGACAGUACGACACGCGGGGCAGCAGGAUCGUGUUGAUCUGUGCCAAGCGUUCUCUGUUUGCGGUGUUCUCAGUGUUGCCGUAUGGAGACAACGUUCACAUCAGUGACCUCAAAUUGGACAGACGUAGACAUUCAUCCGGGAACAUCUCCACCACUCUGGAGAUGCUGCCAGGUCUGGAAGGGUUUGAACUGGAACCCUACGACAAGACGGUAUCGUACGCCCAGUUCCUCUUCCCGACCAAUGCUCUGGUCCGCCAGAAGACCGCCUCGGUGGACAUCACCCUGCAGGUGCCCCUCACCCUGCAGGUGCCCCUCACCCUGCAGGUGCCCCUCACCCAGGUGACCCGGAACAGCAUCCCCCGAAACUACACCCCGACUAGGCUGAGCUCCAACGUGGGACUGGAUUUAGGUGUAGAUGCCUUUGGAGACUAUGAUCCCAACCUUCUGAGUGACCCCCAGUGGCCCUGUGGGAAACACAAGAGAGUGCUGAUCUUCGCCUCAUACAUGACGACAGUGAUAGAGUACGUGAAGCCGUCUGAUCUGAAGAAGGACAUGAGCGAGACUUUUAAAGAGAAGUUUCCCCAAGUCAAGCUGACUCUCAGCAAGAUCAGGAGUCUGAAAAGGGAGAUACGUACGGUGGGUGAUGACUGCGGACUGCAGCCGGUCACCGUGGCGAUGGCGUUUGUUUACUUUGAGAAGCUGGUCCUCCAGGGACGACUCAACAAACGCAACAGGAAGUUGGUGUCUGCCGCCUGCGUGCUCCUCGCUGCUAAGAUCAGCAGCGACCUCAAGAAGCAGGACGUCACGCAGCUCAUAGAUAAACUGGAGGAGUGUUUCCGUAUCAGUCGGCGAGAGUUGAUCCCGUUUGAGUUCACUAUCCUUGUUGCCCUGGAGAUGGCUCUGUACCUGCCUGAGAGCACCAUCAUGCCACACUACCGACGCCUGGUGCAGCAGAACUAGGACCACG
This is a messenger RNA of Oncorhynchus keta (chum salmon), 1618 nucleotides long. RefSeq names its product Cdk5 and Abl enzyme substrate 2b (gene cables2b). The record is from RefSeq and is a predicted model, not a curated record. Gene Ontology annotation, biological process: regulation of cell cycle. Lineage: Eukaryota; Metazoa; Chordata; Actinopteri; Salmoniformes; Salmonidae. The coding region runs from base 43 to 1611 and encodes 522 amino acids. The transcript is spliced from 9 exons.